Drosophila hydei is the source of this 1480-nucleotide messenger RNA. Its product is annotated as 27 kDa hemolymph protein. Lineage: Eukaryota; Metazoa; Arthropoda; Insecta; Diptera; Drosophilidae. Bases 169 to 1107 code for a protein of 312 amino acids. The record is from RefSeq and is a predicted model, not a curated record. The transcript has 2 exons.
CCACUGUACACAAUCGAAUCGCAGUUGCUCGCGCUUUUGAACGACAGCCGCUAGCCGCUCUCAUUCACUCGUAGCCACGCGCGCUGUACGGAGGCACGGAAGCCACAACAGCAUAGAUAGAUUAACUAACUGAUCGCAUACUCAAAUCGACUCACUGCCGUAGCCGAUAUGAACAAAUACGCUCUGAUCGCAGUGUGCCUGUUGGCCGCCUUGGGCGCCCUGUUGCUGGAGGUGCGCGCCAGUCCUAGUCCACAGAAGCUGACCUCGAGUCAGCUGGAGAGCGUCUCGGCGCAGUUUCUGCCGCCAGAGUUUCGCAACACGAACGUCAGCAUGGAUGAUGUUAAGCGCGUUUACCGCGAGAAGUGCAAGAAGGUGACUGGCACAGAUAAUGCAACGCUAUACAAGGAUAUCGAGGAUGCUGCCGGCAAGCUGAGCGCCUGCCUGAGCGGGCUGGCCAAUCUGACGGCCCUGCAGGAAGAGAUGGAAAAAGCUCGCCCGAUUGGCGAACUGGACACCGUCUUCCACAAGUACUGCAAGCGUGCGCCCGAGGCCGAGGGUUGUGUGCGCGAAUUCAAUGACAAGGUUAAGCCCUGCUUGAGCGCCGAGGAGCUGCGUCAGCAGGCAACCAUGAUGCGGCUGGGCGCUUCCCUGCUGAACUUUGCCUGCUCUCGUGGUGGCGAUCAGAUUGCGCUAUUUGUUGCCGAGCAGGGCCCCGAGUGCCUGGAGGCCAACAAAGAGAGCAUCAGCAACUGCCUGAACAGAUCAUUCCAUCAGUAUAUACCCAAGGAUGGCCAAGUGCCCGAUCUGAUGAGCCGCCCCGAGCUGCUCUUCUCGCCCACGCACUGUGUCGACCUGCAGAGCUUCGAGAGCUGUGUGCUGCAUCAUCUGGAACAGUGCGCUGAAAUCACGCCCGCCAACAUUGUCCAGUCGAUCUUUCGCUUCGUGAAGAACGAGACCGACUGCAAGGCGUGGAUGGAUGCCCGUGCCAACGAGCGUCCCAUUCUGUUGGCCAGCGGCAAUAACACUGGCGGCGGGGCCGCCACACUAGUCACGACCCUGGGCGGCACCUUGGCCCUGACGCUGAGCGCCUUCUUGCUGCGUAACUAGACUAGCAUUUAGAAUUCAUCAUGCCCAGAAUUGCGUUAGAGUUGAUAAAUGUUUAAAGUAUUCCUUAUUUCCAUAUAUAUCAUUAAUAUAUAUAAUUAUUUUUUUUUUCUUAUCUGCAAUAAUGAGCGUAGUUAUAACGUUUCCGGCAAGUAUUUUGUAAUCAAUUUUUUUUUUUGUUUGAGUGCUUAUAUACGGUACUUUGUAAUUUAAUGACAACUUUAUUUAUUGCCUAUAAUAAACAAACAAUUACGAUAUGUGAGCCAACAUCUACCCUUCGAAGGAAUGCCAUUAAUAUUCCAGACUUGUAAGCAAUCUGAGGCAUAAUAGACGUGAUCGAACGAACGCCUAAUCAUCAGCAAAUAUAACAGAAAUG